Molecule: messenger RNA, 1017 nt
Organism: Meloidogyne enterolobii
Lineage: Eukaryota; Metazoa; Nematoda; Chromadorea; Rhabditida; Meloidogynidae
Source: the annotation of a GenBank genome assembly
AUGGAGAAUUUAAGUAUUUUAAUUAAUGAAAGUAAGGAAGAAAUUGAAGAAGAUGAAGUUGGAGAUAAAAUAACAGUAUUUGAAGAAUAUUUUUAUUUGGUUAAUGGAUUAAUUGGAACUUUUUUAAAUUUAAUUGUUUUAUUAAUUGCUUAUUUAAAUGUUAAUAUUAAUGAUAAACCUAGACAGAUAAUUGUUAUAAAUAUGACUUUGGCCGAUUUAUUAACUUGCACUAUUUAUAUAAUUACAAGAUCUUAUGUAAGUAUUUUCCCUCAAUUUCUUUGUUAUCCUUAUUAUGUUUUAAUUGUUACUUCACAAUUAUGUAGUUGUUUAAAUCUUUUAUGGAUUAAUUUGGAUAAAUUUUUAUUUAUUAAAUUUCCAUUACAUUAUUAUACUUUGGUUAGCAAAAGGAGAGUUAUUUGGGUAAUGAUUGGAAGUUGGGCAUUAAUUUUUGGAUUUGUUAUUUUUUUAUAUUGGUUUAUGGAAAUUAAGCAUCCAUGUGAAAAAGUAAUUUUAUCUGGACAUAUUUAUUUAUUAAUUUGUUUACUUUAUAUUAUUUCAAUAAUUGCUUCUUUAACACUUUCUGCUAUUAUAUUUUAUAUUGCACAAAAAUCAAGACGUUCUUUGGAUUCUUCAAAAGAAUCAAAGAGACUUUUCAAACGCCUCUUUUUUGUUUUUUCAUCAACAUUAUGGACUUUUUGUACAUGUCUUCCCUAUCGUCUUUUAUAUCUCGGAAUUUUACUUUCAUUAUUUUCAUCAUCUCCACCUUUAUUACUUAAACAGUCAAUAGAUUUAUUUUAUUCUUUAUUAGUUAUUGGAAUUGUUUGUAAUCCAAUAAUUACUUUAUUUACUCAAAGAAUUUAUAGAAAUUAUUUAAUUAAUUAUUUUUUAAAUCCUUUUGGGAAGAAAAAUAAAACAAAUAAAAAUAAUUCAAGUAGAAGAAGUAGAAGUUUAUAUAAAAAUGAAAAAGAAAUUUUAAAUAUUAAUGAAGAAAAAGGGGAAAGAAGAGAAAGGAUAUAA